Messenger RNA from Venturia canescens, 1131 nucleotides. RefSeq lists its product as uncharacterized. The record is from RefSeq and is a predicted model, not a curated record. The transcript is spliced from 6 exons. Lineage: Eukaryota; Metazoa; Arthropoda; Insecta; Hymenoptera; Ichneumonidae. Bases 153 to 674 code for a protein of 173 amino acids.
AUGUCGGAUGAGAAGUAUAAAAGAGACGAAUUCACAAUUCGAUGUCAGUCGGCGAACCUCCGAAAUUGCUACGAACAGAAAAAAGCUCAAAAAGUUGAAUAAUUUAAAAAACUAAUAAACAUCACAUCGUUUGUUUUCUCAGUUCGUCCAUCAUGCGUUCUACGCUCGUCUUUUUUGCGGUUCUAGCCGUAUCAGCAGUAACGUGCAACAUUGUUGACCCGUACGCCCAUAAACAAUGUCAAUCGCGAGGGCAUUUGGGAUAUUGCAACUCAGGACCAGGCUUCCACAUGGAUAAGAUAUGCGCGGAUUUGAAAUGUGCGACGAAGACAAAAUCGGGCUAUCGAUAUUUGUCAGAAUCUAUUGGACCGGCAGCCUUUGGAACCAAAUGUGGCCUCAACCACAUUUGUAACGAAAAUCACGAGUGCGUACCUACGCCAGCCGAAGUCGACCCUUUUGCUCGAUCCUACAAUGCCUUCGGAAGGAAUGAAAUAUGCAAAGGUUUCAAACUUGUGAAUAAUGAUGAGCAUGGAUAUCGAUUCACGUCAAAAUCUGAUGGACCGGCUCCCGUGGGAACCAAAUGCGGAUCCGACCAUGUUUGUAACGCACAACACAAAUGUGUGCCAACGCCAGUCAAAGACCGUCCUCGUCGUUAUAUCUGCAAACCCUAUCAGUAAAAACUAUUUGCAAAACUUAAUUAGUGUAUUUUUUGUCUCAGCUGCCAAUUAAAUGAACGAUAAAUUUAUUUGGAUGUGAUAAAAAAUUAUACAGUUUCCCAGCAAUCACGAAUUCGUUCUUAUUUCAAAAGUUCUCGAAACUUACCACUGCUCGAUAGGAUUAAAGUAUGAAAAAUCUUCAGUUCGUCAUCCUGAUAAACUUAAAACGAUUAAUUAAGGCGUAAGUUGUCCGAGUAGAAAUUUGUUUCCCAAUAACAAAAAAAAAUGUCAGAAUCAUUUUGCGUUCUCACUGACUUUUCAACUUGCUUAAAAAUCUAUCGACUCUGAAAAAACCAAACUAUUAUUUAAAAGUGAAAUUUUGAAAAUAUUCUGCGCAAUUGUUACAACAAUUCAUUGUGAUUAGAACCCUGAUUUUUUCAUAUUUAUGUGACGUUAAAUAAAUCUACUUCCAUCGAUA